Molecule: messenger RNA, 1689 nt
Organism: Biomphalaria glabrata
Lineage: Eukaryota; Metazoa; Mollusca; Gastropoda; Planorbidae
Product: tRNA (guanine-N(7)-)-methyltransferase non-catalytic subunit wuho-like
Exons: 12
Coding region: 207-1616 (469 amino acids)
Biological process (GO): RNA (guanine-N7)-methylation
Cellular component (GO): cytosol; tRNA methyltransferase complex; nucleus
Molecular function (GO): tRNA (guanine(46)-N7)-methyltransferase activity; protein binding
Source: RefSeq, a predicted model, not a curated record
GCCCUCAUUAAUAGCGCACUGGGAUUAAACUCGUAUUUUCAACAAUUCUUUUCGUCUUUUCACACUUUGUUAUUAUUAUUUUUUGCCAACAAAGAUGCGGCACUAGCCGUAGUUUUAAGCCCUCGUCCUAAGUUCGUUAUUCAGGGAGUACGGCUGUUUAAUUUUAAUUGACGGAACCUAUUUAUUUUAAACAAAUUUGGUGCGAUAUGUUACUUCCUUCAAACAUGGCAGCGCUCAGUGCUUGCAACGCUUGUGUGUUAUUUUCCAAUGGAAUAAAAGCCGCAGUUGUUCAGUUUAGUUGCCCGGAAACAGUUUUCUACCUAGACUUUCCAUCAUUCCAGUCUCCUGAAGACUCGUCUCAACCAGCAGACACCAAGCCUGGCAGCACUGGCGACAAGAAGGAUGAAACUCAGCAACCAGGUGGAGAUGUUGCCAAUUCGAAACGAUCGUCUGCCCAGAACUGGAUACUUGCAAGCAGAAUAUCACCAGACGGCAAGCUGGUGGCCCUGUGUGACGACCAGAAGCACCUACACAUCUACGAGGUGAGCCAAGAUGGAUGUCGCCUGAUCUCGUCCAGGUGCGUAGCUCGUAGAGUGACCAGUGUUGUAUUCACCCAGGACAACAAACAUGUGAUCGUGGUGGACCGGUCUGGCGACGCCUACCGCUUCCCAGUAGCCCCGGAACAGCUUCCUGGAGUUUCAGGCGACUCCCGCCCUGCCACGGACGCCAGGGAAGGCGAAGAUGCGGCGGUUCACGGCGGCACCUUGCUCCUGGGUCACCUGUCGAUGGUUCUGGAUGUGCUUCUGGUCGAGAGGGAUUUUUUGAUCGUUACCUGUGACAGAGAUGAGAAGAUCAGAGUCAGUCGAUACCCUGAUGGCUUCCAGAUCGAAUCCUACUGCCUGGGACAUACACAAUUUGUUGUGACGUUGGCCUACGAUGAAGACCUGAAGCUCCUGAUUUCAGGUUCCGGGGACGCUAGUGUACGAGUGUGGACACUGGACGGAAAGCAGGUGACCACAGUGAAUGUACUGGACGACCUGCCUACAGAGAACGAUGACACAACAAGAGACGCUCCAGUGUCUCAGGAGAAGUCUACUAAUGUCCAGCCGACAAUUAAAGAUGAUGACCGCUUGGCUGUCCAGUCUGUGGUCUACUGCUCAAAGUGCCGUCUUUUGUUUGUUUCACUUAAUAAGUCAAGGCAUGUUCUGGUCUACAGACUUCUCUCUACUGGUUCGAGCUUCUCUCUAAAGUUGGCGUCUGCUCUGAGCGGUUCUGGAAUUGUGACUAACAUUUCAGUCAGUCAGUGUGUCCUGUGGGUUACCAGAAAAUCUGACGACAAACUUAGUCUGUCUGCAUACAACAUUCAGGAUGUGGGCGGUCAAGUUUUGUUGACUGACGUCCAAGUAGACAGUAAAGAACAUUGUAUUUUACAGACCAUUAAUACACAAGCCAACUUGGCCAAUGCUCCUCCAUCUGCCCUUGAUUUGUUUCCCCUGCUCUGGAAGUCUGGGUUCCAGGAAGACUUCAAAGAGCAUUGGAAGAUCAAAAGAGCAUCAGGAGAGUCCAAACACAAGAAAGACCAGAAGAAACAGAAAGUGGAGGCAGCAGCGAGCUAGCAAUUUGUGAUGAACUCUUUUUUUUUAAUGUGUUCAUAUUUAGUCAUAAUAAAUACAGUCUAUUGGAAACUAA